This is a messenger RNA of Papaver somniferum (opium poppy), 1172 nucleotides long. RefSeq names its product protein CREG1-like. The transcript has 6 exons. The record is from RefSeq and is a predicted model, not a curated record. Lineage: Eukaryota; Viridiplantae; Streptophyta; Magnoliopsida; Ranunculales; Papaveraceae. Bases 140 to 796 code for a protein of 218 amino acids.
ACACUUCGCUCAAAGACACAAUUGUUCAUAUGUUUAGCGUUUCAUUCUUUUGUCCUCUUAGAAAUCCUAGACUUCGCUGACAGUUUCGAACUUUCGAGUUCUAUAUAUAUUGGUAGAUAGGUAGAUUUUGAAGUCAGAAAUGGAUAAUUUGAGAGUUAGUGUGUUCUGUUUUGUACUUGUUUUUCUUGGUAGUUGGAUAGGAUUUGCCGAAGCAGGAAGGCAUUUAGUCCAACAAAAACCUGACCCAAAAGAUGCUGUGGCUACUGCUCGAUGGUUGGUCUCUCAGAACAAUUGGGGUGUUUUAAGUACCAUCUCAAGUGAACUUGGAGGAGCUCCAUUUGGGAAUGUUGUCUCAUUUAGUGAUGGAUUACCUAAUAAGGGUCAUGGCGUCCCGUAUUUCUAUUUGACAACCCUUGAUCCUACUGCUAGAAAUGGACUGAAAGAUGCAAGAUCUUCAUUCACAGUUAGUGAAUUUCCCAUUGGGACUUGUGGGAAGAAGGAUCCUGAGAACCCAACUUGUGCUAAGCUUACUCUUACAGGAAAGUUUAAGCUAGUGGAUGUUAACUCCAAGGAAUCUAGUUUUGCUAAAGAUGCCUUAUUUUCAAAACACCCUGAAAUGAAGGGCUGGCCUAAGGGUCACGACUUCCAGAUUUUUAAGUUGGAAAUUGAGGAUAUAUUUUUGAUCGACUGGUUCGGUGGUCCCAAACCUAUCACAGUUGCUCAGUACCUUCGACCAAGAAUAAUGCGGGCCUCUGUCUUCUACAGGAGCCAACUUGCUUCUGUUUCUGUGCUGUGAAUAUGGAUCCCGACUCUCCUUCAUGUCUAUCCAUGUUUUGUGCAAUUGAUACUUGAUUCUGCACCGUGAAUGCACUUUUGACAUCCUGUUCAUUUCUGUUUGUGUUUUGUACAAAUUAUUUUUCAUUGUAUAUGGUGUGCAAAAUUGUAAAUACAACAUUGAAGAACUGUUCUUAUACAUCCUAAAAUUGUAAAUUGUUGAUUCCUGUAAUAUGCUGAUCCUGCAUAUGGAGGAUAACAAAGUGAAUGUGAACAUUAUCAUAUGGGUUUCUCUUCGUUCUUCUCUCUUGAUGUACGAGAUUCUGAUGUCUUGUUGAUGUAACAAUACAUUACUUUGUCAAAUGAGUUCGAUUCCUAUGUGUACAUAUUGUUUAAUA